Messenger RNA from Mucor velutinosus, 330 nucleotides. RefSeq lists its product as uncharacterized. The record is from RefSeq and is a predicted model, not a curated record. The transcript has a single exon. NCBI's taxonomy places the organism in Eukaryota, Fungi, Mucoromycota, Mucoromycetes, Mucorales, Mucoraceae. The coding region runs from base 1 to 330 and encodes 109 amino acids.
AUGGCAAAAUCACUUGUAUUUCUCUUUGCCAUGGCCAUGCUGGUCAUGACAUGUUUAGCAGCUCCAGCCACUACCACUCACAAGCACGCUCAAUUAACAAGACGCGAUAUUCCUGAUCCAAAUACAAUGGUCAAGCUGGCUCAAAGCGGUCUUCGCAGUAUGAUGGUGGUUGCAAAAUUGACAGCAGAUAAUGAAUUGAACCUGCUACAACCCAAGAAACCAAAAGUGAGCCCUGCAGAUGCCGACAAUUCAGAGUUUGGUGUGAGUGCAAACCCAAAUGCAGGCAAGCAAAAGACGGUAACUGACAGCCAUAUCCCAAUGAAUGCCUGA